GUGCCACACGUGCCACAGCCAGCCACAGCCAGCCACUGGCACGGCGUGCCGACGGCCUGACGGCGUGCCGCGCGGAGUGGGGCAGAUCAGUGAGGGACGAGCGAGGUGGCCGACUGCGCUUCGCUGCUUGGCGGGCUUGGCGUCGCGUCGCUUGCCGUUUGGUGGCGGCUAGGGCCAUUGUCAGUGUCACACCGGUGUCGAGAGGAAGCGGGCGGACCACGGAGGAGCACUGCCGAGCAGGGCCCACGUCCAUCUAGUGCGCGAGCGACAGUGCGUGUGUGUGCGUGCGCGAGUGCGUGUGUGUGAGGUUUCGGCCAGCCGGCACCAUACCGCCCAGACAUCAACAGGACCAGCAUGGUGAACGUGAGCAAGAUGGAGAGCCUGUCGGCCAGCCCCGUGAGCGACUUCUACCGCGGCCGCUCGGUGCUCAUCACGGGCGCCACGGGCUUCAUGGGCAAGGUGCUGGUGGAAAAGCUGCUGCGGAGCUGCCCGGAGGUGAGCACGCUGUACCUGCUGAUGCGGCCGCGCAGGGGCGUGGACGCGCGCCACCGCCUGGACGACCUGCUCAACACCACGAUUUUCGACGAGCUGCGGCGCAGCCGGCCCGACGCGCUGCGCAAGGUGGUGGCGAUCCCCGGCGACAUGACGAUGGUCGACCUCGGCAUCUCGACCACGGACCGCGAGCUGCUGGUCGAGGAGGUGUCCGUCGUGUUCCACUCGGCGGCCACCGUCAAGUUCGACGAGGCCAUCAAGCUGUCCAUCGAGAUGAACAUGCUGGGCACCAAGCGCAUGCUCAAGCUGGCCCGCCAGAUGAAGAAGCUCGAGGCCUUCGUCCAUGUGUCCACGGCGUACUGCAACUGUGACCGCAGUGAGGUCGAGGAGAAGGUGUACCCCGCGCCCACGGACCCCGAGAAGCUGGCGCAGUGCGUGGACUGGAUGGACGCGGAGAUGGCAGACCACAUGACGCCCAAGAUUCUCGGAAACCGGCCCAACACCUACACGUUCACCAAGGCCCUGGCCGAGACCUUGGUCAUGAAUGAGGCCGGAAAGUUGCCGCUCGCCAUCGUUCGGCCGUCUAUCGUGACGGCCGCGCGCCGGGAGCCCAUCCCCGGCUGGGUGGACAACAUGAACGGGCCGACGGGGCUGCUGGUGGGCGCGGGCAAGGGCGUGCUGCGGACGCUGUACUGCCACCGCGACAUGGUGGCCGACCUCAUCCCCGUGGACGUGUGCAUCAACCUGCUGGUGGCCGUGGCCUGGAAGACCGCCACCGUGAGGAGCAGGGCGCUGUCUGCCGCGGCGCGCGAGCCCGACGGUGACGCCAACAAGUGCGCCAACGAGGUGGUGGUGUACAACUGCGUGUCCGGCGCGCAGAACCCCAUCAAGUGGUCCGUGCUGGAGAACGUGGGCAGGACCCACCUCCGACGCAACCCUUACAACAACGUGCUGUGGUACCCGGGCGGCUCCUUCAAGAGCUCGUCGAUGUACAACGAGGUGUGCGCCUUCGCGCUGCACGUGGUGCCGUCCUACAUCAUGGACGGCGUGGCGCGCGCGUCGGGCAAGAAGCCGCAGAUGGUGAGAAUCCAGCAGCGCCUGACCAAAGCCGUCAAGUGCCUGCAGUUCUUCACAACCAGCGAGUGGCGCUUCGCGGACGGCAACGUGCAGCACUUGUUGGCCGAGCUGACGCCCGUAGACCGCAAGGUGUUCGACUUCGGCAUCGCGGACUUGGACUGGGACGCGUACCUCAACACGUACGUCCUGGGGACGCGGAAGUUCAUCCUCAAGGAGGACCCCAGCACCUUCCCCGAGGCGCGCGCCCACCUCAGGAAGAUGUUCUUCGUGCACCGGCUGAGCCAGUUCGUGACGGUGACGCUGAUGUGGCGGUUGGUCUUGUCGCGGUCGCAGAUCGCCCGCCGCGUCUGGUCACUGCUGCUCGGCAUCCUGGCCAGGGCCGUCUCCCUGGUGUCCGGCGUGACCCGCGCCGCCCUGCCCUCCCUCGGCCCCAUCGCCGCGCCCGUCGUGGGCUAGGCCGGGCCGGGCCUCGCCCUCAAACGUGUUUUAUCUACCACUGUACAUAUCAUUGAGACAUUUAUGCCCAUGACGUCAUCACGUGUUUUUAUGUACUGAUUGUAUAUUGUAGUUUUUACCUGUAUCUUGUUUAAUAAUUGUUUUAUUUUGUAAAUUACUUUAUUCGUCCUGACGGGCGAGGGAUGGGUAAGCCUUGCUGGUUACUUGGCAUACCAGUUUUAGCCUAGAUAUAUGAUGCAGGGUUAUGAAUUUUUGUUACCUAAUGGUCUCUCUUAUUAGUUUGACGGGAUGUUAAAGUAAGGGGAGAUGCUUUCUUUGAAGAGCUGUGCUCAGAGCUAUUUAGUUACCAAAUCUGCAUUAUUUUAAGAGUAAAAUUGUUUUAAGAAGAAAUUUGUUUUGAGAUGCAAGAUCGACAAUUUUGUAGGAAUUGUAUGACCAUUCAUCAAGCUCAAUAAAAUAUGACAUUUGUUUCUGUGCA
Messenger RNA from Thrips palmi, 2503 nucleotides. RefSeq names its product putative fatty acyl-CoA reductase CG5065. Gene Ontology annotation, cellular component: peroxisome. Bases 355 to 2025 code for a protein of 556 amino acids. The transcript has 9 exons. The record is from RefSeq and is a predicted model, not a curated record. Gene Ontology annotation, biological process: long-chain fatty-acyl-CoA metabolic process. NCBI's taxonomy places the organism in Eukaryota, Metazoa, Arthropoda, Insecta, Thysanoptera, Thripidae. Gene Ontology annotation, molecular function: alcohol-forming very long-chain fatty acyl-CoA reductase (NADP+) activity.